UGCUGCUGACCGCAGGUUUCAGGAACUUUGAACUACUUGUUGAAUCCAGUCUCAUCAUGGUUCUAAUAUCUCUGAUGGACGUUUCACUUGUCGCCUUUGUAUCAGAUUGUUUUUUCAAUGGUUCUAAUAGAAUCCAGCUGCUGAACUGACACAGUUUGUCCUGUUUGAUUUCAGGGUUUUUUUUUAUUUGUUAUUUCAUGUUUUUUGUAACUAAUGAGACCUGAAGAUCAGAUUUUUCCAGCAAAGACGUUCACCUGCAUUGAAGCAGCACUGAGAUAUUUUAGGGAGUUUACCUUUUAACGAUCAUCAAUUAGAGCAGCAGCAACAAUGUUCAGUGAAGGAACUAAUUAAUUAUCCAAUAAAUACAAAAAUGUUUUUAUCUGCUGAAACAUGAGCUUCAACGGUGACACGUUGGACCCAGAUAAGAUGGAUUUACAGGUUUCUUAAGUUAAAUGAGUUUAGAUAUUGACUAAAUGCUGAUGUCUACUAUAACCUGGUUUUGGGCAGUGAGUGUUUCCUGCUCACAUCAGGAUGUGGUGACUGUAACAUCACAUUCUGCAUCGGCGCAUGAUGGACACCGCGUCUCUCUGCCUUCUGCUCUGCCUGGCUCAAGGGCACUACAGUGCAGCUGAUGUGGCCAAACUCAGCCUCCGUCCUGACAGGUCACUCUUCUUCUGGUACGAGGAAAUCAUCCUGAGCUGCUCUGCACCAGGAGGCCGGAGCGACUGGAGUGUGAGGAGGAACACGUCCAAGCAGACAGUCCAGCGGUGCCAGCUGGGCUGGGCCGUCCCCAGCGGGUCCACCUGCACCAUCGAGGACUCAGACCCGUCAGACACUGGAGUCUACUGGUGCGAGUCAGCGAGCGGGAACCGCAGCAACAGCGUCAACAUCACAGUGACAGACUUCUCAGCGUCGUUCUACAAAGACGGGGUUUUCAUUGGAACCGAGGACAAAGGGAAGAAGCUGCUUCGCUCCGUCUCCACGUCUGAUGAAGGCUUCUACCAGUGUGAACACCCGUCACAGGGAAAGUCACCGCAGAGCUGGCUGAGAGUCAGGAACCGACCUCAGACCGCGGCCCCCACUACUUUUCCUCCUCCUCCUCCUCCUCCUGUUGUGCCUUGGCUGGUGUCCGGCGUCCUGCUGUUCGUCCUCUACACCUUCGUACUGGUUCUGGCCGUUUACACGUACCGAAAGUGGGCUAAAAAUCGAGCUGAAGCUAAAAGAGGGUCUUCUCACCACAGCCUGAGAUGAAACACAAAGGAAACAGUGGAGCAUUAAGCUUCUGUUCAUCUGCAAGUGACAAUUUUUAUAGAUGCAGCUCAGUUACUGUAACAGAACAGAAGUCAACUUCCUGUUGUGAAUAUUUUGAUCAACAUUAUUUGUCACUUAUUACCAGUAGAAACCUCAGUGAUGUUGAAGCUCUUUGACUAAAUUGUGGCCUUUUAUUGGCUAAAUGUAAAGAUUUUAAUCAACUUCUUAAAGUUUUGUAUGUUUUUAACAGUUGUUGUAACCUUUUGACUGAAUCAAUAACAGACGAGCCAGUUUAAUAAAGCGACAGAAUGUGA
Molecule: messenger RNA, 1565 nt
Organism: Betta splendens (Siamese fighting fish)
Lineage: Eukaryota; Metazoa; Chordata; Actinopteri; Anabantiformes; Osphronemidae
Exons: 7
Coding region: 568-1251 (227 amino acids)
Biological process (GO): cell surface receptor signaling pathway
Molecular function (GO): transmembrane signaling receptor activity
Source: RefSeq, a predicted model, not a curated record